This is a messenger RNA of Prorocentrum cordatum, 594 nucleotides long. Lineage: Eukaryota; Dinophyceae; Prorocentrales; Prorocentraceae. The record is from the annotation of a GenBank genome assembly.
AUGGGCCGGGACCCUCGCCCGGUCACCCUCGCGACUUGGGUGCGGGCCAGACGACGGCUGCAAGCGUCUGCGACGACGCUCCUGCGGCGCCAGCACUGGCUGCGCGCGGGGCACGCCCAGCUGAGCGCCAAGGUCCGGAAAUGGCAUGAUCCGGGCUCCCUGCCGGGCCGGCGGGCAGAGCGCUGUCGGCUGGUCAUGCAGCGGCUCCCACAGAAAACGCCGCCGCGGGUGCGUGCUGCCGUUCUGCGCACCUGGCUGAACGGAUGGUGCGCCGGGCGCCGUUUCGGUGCCCGCGGCGGCCGCUGCGCGUUCGGCUGCAGGCUGGGCGACGACGACGUCCGGCACUACGUCUGCUGCCCGAAGCUGUGGCGCUUCGGAGUGUCCAAGCUGGGCCUGGCUGACCCGGGACCCCCCGCAGAGCGCACUACCCGCGCGCUCUUGUGGCAGCCCGGAGACGGCCACGAUGGCAAAGCGCACACCACCCUCCGGCACGCGGCCGGCGCCCGCCUCAACGUCCCGAGGCUCUUCGCCGAGGUGCUGUCGCAGCUGCAGGAGCCGCGGGUCGCGGCAGGUUCCGCCAUCCACGGCGUGUGA